CCUAUGGGUUCAAAGUCUCAUCGCAAGCGAAUGCUAUGGACCCGUCAAGGAAGCCGCCCGCCUCGCCGCAGUCCCCUUCGCCCGCCCUUCCUCCUCCUCCUCCGCCGCCGCCGCUCCACCAGACCGACGCCGACGAGGAGGACGAGAACGUGAAGCAGCUCAAGGAGUGCUCCUCCCUCUACUUAGCCUUACAGGAAUGCCUUGCCCGGACCAACCGGAACUGGAAAUCCUGCCAACCCGAAGUUCAAGCAUUAAAAGCCUGUCAGGCAAGGAGAAAUGAUGGUAGAGAAAAGUGAAAGUGGCCGCAAGCUACGGCUUUACAACCAUAUAUUCAAGCGCGAUGACAUGAUGGAUGGGGGGAUUAGAAGAGAAGUCGGAACAAAAGAUCUACACUUGAUACCUUAAGUGAACAUUUGGUGUUACAUCAAAGUUAUGUGAGUUUUCUUAUGAAUGUAAUGUUGUAAUAGAGCCCUUACAUUUCUCAUAUCUUACAUGCAUCCACAUGCCAUGGGAUACAUAAAGAUUAUCUUGAAUUUUCUAAGAUAUUCUCAUUUGUUAUUUUGUUAAAAGGAAAACAUGUCUGUGCAAAAUACUUGACUUGAUUCAAAAAUGAAACAAAGAAAUUUAUGAAAUGCAUUUAAUUGAAUCAACUGUUUAACCAUAAAACCAUCCGAUAAUUGUCAAACACAUUUAAAUGCCCUUUCCCUUUUAAACGAUGCCAUCAUACCUUGAAAGUAGAAAUUCAUUAUUAUACAGCCAAUCAACAAAGCUUUAAGACAGUGCAAGAGUAGGUUUGGAGGAAGAAGCAGGGAAGCAAAGCUUGUAAAUAAAAAAUAUUUUUUUUAAAAAAAAAAACUUUGAAGAAGGAAGUGUCCAGGAAGAAGCCGCAGAAGCAAGAAAUUGAAGAGAUUCCAAAGCAGGUGCACGGUAGAAGAGUCCAUCUAGUACAAAGCAACCAACUGAAUCAUAAUUUGUAAAUGAAGUGAUGGCAGUAUAAUUUGUAAAUAAAGGUUUAUUAUUAUAUAACAAAUCAACCAUGACUUUUCCUAUUUACAUGGGAGUUCUGAUGGAGCAAAACUCCAAUUUGAGAAGGCUACAGGAAAAAUAUUGAGCAAAACCUUUAUGAUUAGUUGUUAGCUUGACUUGAAUCCUUUGUGUCAAUGCCAAAUACCUGAACUAGGCAUACUCAAGCAAGGUAGAACCGUUUCAUGAGUCUUCGUAUACCAGUUGAUAGGCAGGAAAAUCUAGAAGUUUUGCAAAAUUAACAUUGUCUUGCAAAAUAUGUCUCAACAUAAACAACUUAUUGAAUUAAUAAAUCAACAGAAAAUAAGGAACCAUCUUUGAGUACCUGAAUCAGAAGCAGGUACAUGAGUAGUUUUUAAUGCAGGAGCAAGGAAGUGGAGCUCAAUGAAAACUUUGAAUAGGUAGAGCUUAGGAAGCGGGUGCUGGAGCAAGAUAUUGGAGAUUUCAGAGCAGUUGCAGCACUCUAGGUAGAAGACUCCAGCUAAUAUGAAUCCAUAUCAUCAGAUAAAUCAGGAAAUACACAAGGUAUCAAGCUAAGUAGCCAAAAUAAUGAAACACUAAAACAUACCGAAGAAUUUAGGCCUUCUCCAAAUGCACGCAUAUUCAAACCAUAGUUUUGAAGGUCAAAGUAGAGAGUAAUAGACAAUUAUAUGAUUUCAGCUGAUAUAUGUAUUAAUCCUAAUCAUAAAACUUACGACAAAUAGUGAUCUAAGAAGUAAAUCAAUUAUACGCUCAAGUGUUACACAGCAGAAUGCCUGUGAUUCAGCAGAUAGGAACAGCAAAACAAAAGGACUUGAAAACAGUAAGUAACCUAAAUCACAAUAUUUCAAAAGAUUGCUUCUAACUGGCAAGUGAGACAAUCCAAAACAAGAUGAAUUCAGCAUAUAGCUUUUCAAGUUAACAAGUACUGAAACUGCCAACUGGAAAACAAAAUCAGAGUAAUCCAUAAUUCCAAUUAAAAAUAGAUGCGCCAAGUCAAACUAAAAAAAAACAAGUCCAUGGCAAAACAAAUAAACAAGCAGCUAAAAAUAUUAUCAAAAACCAACUACCAGAGAAACAGAACGGCAUAAUUGGUAAUUAACAUGGCACUAGGCAGACCAACAUUUCCAACAUCAAUGCCAAGAGUAAGCUGGCCUUAAUCUCUUGACCUUAUCUCAAUAACAUCACAUGAACAUUACAUGGUUGAAUUAAUUAAUGCUAAAAGCACAUAAAGAUUUUGACGACAAUGAAAUUCUAAGUAAAGCCAAGGAACAAUGGAUACAGGAAUACUUAAUUAAUUCACAGUCUAAAUGCAACCAAGCAUUACAUCAGGAUCAUACAAAUUCAUUAAGAAUUCGAUAAAAGAAACAAUCCAGAACCAUGUGUCAAUUAAAAUCUGUAAACCAAGAAAACUAUGCAAACUCACAUGGUUUAAUCCGAAUUGGCACAUCAUUUUCUCAGGAAAAUCGCAAGAAGACAGAAUUUUUAAGAUAAGCACAUGCAAAAAUUUAGCCUAUGUUGGGAGCUUUUAAUUCCAAAAUCCUUCCUUUACAGGAAAAAGUUGGGCUAUGGUUGACUACCUUUUAUAAAGAAAGGAAUCGAAUUUUCGAUUCCACCACUUUUUUCCCAACCCAAGGCUUUUGUAGCUUCUGAAAGUAGUGAUAUUUUUCUGGAGGUGUUCGAAUCUUGAAAGGCGAGAGAUCUGAAAUUU
Molecule: messenger RNA, 2713 nt
Organism: Phoenix dactylifera (date palm)
Lineage: Eukaryota; Viridiplantae; Streptophyta; Magnoliopsida; Arecales; Arecaceae
Product: Cox19-like CHCH family protein
Source: RefSeq, a predicted model, not a curated record